AUGAUUCGCAAAUUACGCUUUUUUUGUCAUUGUUCUCAUUUAUUGAUCUAUUCUCAAUUUCUUUCUUUUUUUUUUUCGUUGUCUAUCAGUGGACAUCCGUCUCACUCUUUCUUUUUGUCGCCUACAUUCCGUUUCUUUCUUUCAUUUCCGUUUUCCUUUUCUUUAAGAGUUGUCUUAUGUUCCAGUUCUAUUGCUAUUUUAUUGAGAUCUAUCUAUCUAUCUAUCUAUCUAUCUAUCUAUCUAUCUAUCUAUCUGAAAACAACAUCUAUGUCGCUGCGUUUUUUAAUUUUACUCGCUAUCUAUCUAUCUAUCUAUCUGUCUAUCUAUCUAUAUAUCUAUCUAUCUAUCUAUCUAUCUAUCUAUCUAUCUAUCUAUGUCGCUGCUCGGUCACAGUUACAUAAAUAUGACAAUCUAUACACAUGUGCAUGCCUACGUAUAUGUGUUAUUCAUUCAAUGGAAAAGAGCACCUAA
Molecule: messenger RNA, 471 nt
Organism: Acanthosepion pharaonis
Lineage: Eukaryota; Metazoa; Mollusca; Cephalopoda; Sepiida; Sepiidae
Source: the annotation of a GenBank genome assembly